This is a messenger RNA of Entamoeba invadens IP1, 501 nucleotides long. RefSeq lists its product as hypothetical. The record is from RefSeq and is a predicted model, not a curated record. NCBI's taxonomy places the organism in Eukaryota, Evosea, Mastigamoebida, Endamoebidae. Bases 1 to 501 code for a protein of 166 amino acids. The transcript has 2 exons.
AUGAACAAGCUUGAUAGCUUUCAUAUGAUGAUAGUUUCGCAAUAUUUGACAUCAAUUGAAGAUUUCGUCAAUUUGGAAUUUUUUCACAACAAUCCAAUUCCACUCACAACAAAAACUAUUAAGUUUUUCGACAAUUUAGAAACACUUAACGUUUGGAAUAAACACGAAGAAACGUUUGGGAAUGAUCUUUUAAAUGAAAAGAAACCAAUUUCACAAGCGACAUUUAACUUUUUUAAAAUCAAUGUGUGGUUUGAAGUGGAUUACAAAAUGUACAAAACUUCAGAAAACGACAAAGUGUGUUACAAAAACAUAGUAUAUACAAUAAAUGAUGUUUUAACAUUUGGAGAAGAUAUUCCUCUUAAUGUCAAAAAGUUAGGAAUUGGCGCGUUUAAACAAACUGAACGCGUCGAGUUUAACAUUCCAAACAAUGUGAUAGCACUCGACGAACUAUGUUUUAAUGGCAUUGAUAAAUUAUCUCAAAUUACAUUUUCAAAGAAUUAG